This is a messenger RNA of Symbiodinium sp. CCMP2592, 2049 nucleotides long. Lineage: Eukaryota; Dinophyceae; Suessiales; Symbiodiniaceae. The record is from the annotation of a GenBank genome assembly.
AUGAACAUCGACAGUGUUCGACGAGAGCUGGAAGCAGCAGUUCGAGCCAUCCAGCAGAAAGAUCACACCGAGCUUUUGCAACAAGCAGAGGCUGUGGCAGCCAGCUCGGCCACAAAGGCUGUCCGAGAAUCGCUGCACGAGGAGAUGGUGGGCAUCGCACGCAAAAUGACCGCGAUAAGCGAUACCUUGGAUGAGCGCCUCCGAAUCAUGGAGGAUAGGCUCAAAUCAAUGGACAAACGCCUCGGCAAAUCCGUGGAAGAAUUCUACCACCAAGUAGAGGAUUUGGAACACCGUUUCGCAAACGAAGAGAGCAAGCUGGACCCGACCGUGGCAGCAUUGAUCCCCAAGCUCGUCCAGAGCUGGGGUGAGGGACGAUUCACUUCGCAGGGUGACAUGGCGAAGUGGAUCGAUGGCAAGUUCGACAACCUGGAAGCUGACCUGUCCGGAGACAUGCGAGGGUUAAAAGUUGAGAUUCAGGAGCUGCUCAAGAAUGCAAACAAAAACAUGAGCCAGCGAAUGGACCAGCUCGUUUCGGAGUGCGUGGAAAACAAGAUAACUCCUGUCGAGAACCAGCUGACAUCCAUGGAGAUGAUGCUCAGGAAUGUACUUGCACGACAAACCGCGCUGGAAGAAAACCCUCCUGCAGCGCGGCAGGCGGAGGAGGAGGUGCACGAAGACCCGCAGGAGACACAACCAGAAGCUGCACCGCCAGGCGACAGUUUGGGCACGUGGCUCAAAAAUCAGAUCCGUGCCAUUACAGACCAGGCCGGGCAGGGCGAGGAGCAGGAGCUGAGUGGCCCCGAGCUCCUGGCCUGGAUGAGGAACCAGGUCACAGACAUGGUGCAAGACCUGGUGCCACCGCCGAACCAGAAGCACAACUCCCUUUGCAGCAGCACCUCUGACGUCCCUUCCCAGGCCGGUGAGGACGUGGUUGCUGCAGCAGAGUCUGCUGAAAAGCUGUCGAACCUUGAGAUCAGCACCUCAAACUUGGCCGCGCGCCUUGCUGCCCUCGAGGACGCGGCUUUGGUUGGUCGUGUGGCGGCCCUCGAGGGCGCAUGUUUGGAAGAGCGGCUUGCGCUGCUCGAAACUUCGCGUCCGAUUUUUUCCGGGGGACUUCCGGCGGCUGCAGCCGGCAACCAGACUGCCGUGAGUCCGGCUAGUAUCAGCCAGGUGCUAUCACUGCGUGAAGAGGUCCAUCGGCUGCGCAAUCGAGUCGGCGUGCUGGAACAGCUGGUCCAAAUCCCCGACAUGCAAGUCGGACCGACGGAGCCAAAGAGCCCGCCGUAUGCGGAGGGUUCCCCAAAGUUGGGAUCACCUCGCAGGUUCGAGGGGGACGAAGACAUAAAGCGCAGCCUCUCCGACUUGUGGUGCGCAGUGUCGGGAGACCAGCGAACUCUGGGAAUCCUCUCCUCGAAAAUGGAAGACGCUGUGAGAGACUUCUCCAGAUUGCAGACGCGAUUUGAGGCAGCGCUGCCGCAACUCUUGCAACUUCUUAGUGAGCUUUUGCGACGCCACGGCGGCGGCACGGGCGAGACUGGAGAGGGAUCGGAGAUGGACGUGCUGGUCGCAAUGCAGAAGCUGUUGUUCGGUGGAGAGUCUGGAAUGCCAUUUGUGUCGCCCCAUGUGCUGAGGGAGACCUUCAGUGCAUUCGAAGCCGUGAUGCGCAGUGAAAUGGAAAGGCUGAGAGAUGAGUUUUUCCGGGCAAUGGCCGACAAGGCCAAACUCGAUGACACCGAAUUUCUCGCAGAGCAGAUGCGGCUUCUACAUGGACAGUUGCAGAUGCUGUGGCAGAAUUUCGAGAAGCUCAUAGCUGGUGAGAAGGAGUCAAACGCCGCAAUUUGGCGUACGCCACUCCAUGCCAGAUGUGUGAGCUGCGACAAGAAAGUGGACAUCAAGGGCAUGGUACUGUUGGAUCGGGAUCCCGCUUUCUUGCCGACACAGUCGCCAAGCCCCGUUCCCCACGAGCGUGCUUCCUCUGCUCGGCGUGCACGGGGACCACGGGAUCUGCCGUCACUCAGCAGGCCAGACUCCCCGCAAGCUUUGCAAUGA